This is a messenger RNA of Vombatus ursinus (common wombat), 1758 nucleotides long. It is a transcript of the gene GNPNAT1, whose product is annotated as glucosamine-phosphate N-acetyltransferase 1. Gene Ontology annotation, cellular component: Golgi apparatus; endoplasmic reticulum-Golgi intermediate compartment; endoplasmic reticulum. Gene Ontology annotation, biological process: UDP-N-acetylglucosamine biosynthetic process. Gene Ontology annotation, molecular function: monosaccharide binding; glucosamine 6-phosphate N-acetyltransferase activity. Bases 91 to 645 code for a protein of 184 amino acids. The record is from RefSeq and is a predicted model, not a curated record. Lineage: Eukaryota; Metazoa; Chordata; Mammalia; Diprotodontia; Vombatidae. The transcript is spliced from 6 exons.
GGCGCGGGAGAGGCGCGAGGAGGGGAAGCCGGAGCUCAAGCGGAAGCCGGAUGCGGAUUUGACGCCUCGCAACCAGUCUUCAUUGCAGUCAUGAAACCUGACGAAACACCUAUGUUUGACCCAAGUCUAUUGAAAGAGGUGGACUGGAGCCAGAAUACUGCAACAUUUUCUCCAGCCAUUUCCCCAACAUACCCAGGAGAUGGUUUGGUUUUGAGGCCUCUUUGUACUGCAGAUCUAAACAGAGGAUUUUUUAAGGUACUUGGUCAGCUGACAGAAACUGGAAUGGUCAGCCCUGAGCAAUUUAUGAGAUCAUUUGAGCACAUGAGGAAAUCAGGGGAUUAUUAUGUUACAGUUGUAGAAGAUGUCACUAUAGGGCAGAUUGUUGCUACAGCUACUCUGAUAAUAGAACAUAAGUUCAUCCAUUCAUGUGCAAAGAGAGGAAGAGUAGAAGAUGUUGUUGUGAGUGAUGAAUGCAGAGGAAAACAAUUGGGAAAACUGUUAUUGUCGACUCUUACUCUGCUAAGUAAAAAACUGAACUGUUACAAAAUUACCCUUGAAUGUCUUCCACAAAACGUUGGUUUCUAUAAAAAGUUUGGAUAUACCGUAUCUGAAGAAAACUACAUGUAUCACAGGUUUCUAAAGUAGUGAUACCAAGAAUCGUUUUUAGAAUGAAAACAAAGAAAUUUAUUGCAACUAGGCUAUUCUUUUAGAAAAUCAAAGUAUUUUAUUGCUACAAAACAAGUGACACCUCCCUUGCCCCCAUAAAAUAUUGGACAAAAAUUUUAGUCCACAAGUUUGGCGUAUUAGAAGAUUAAAUUGGAUUGGUGGAGCAUGCUGUGAUAACAGACUAUAAAUGAAUGUUAUGAAGGAGAUGACUUUUAACCAAAGGAAUAUAUUUUUAACUUGAAAUUUUUCCUGUAUUUUUCUAAAAUUGGGUUUUAUUUCUUUGUAGUCAAAGUGUAGAGUAUCUGUUUACUAUCUUAUUUGUUUAUUAUCUUACUUUUUAUUAAAAAGAAACAUUGUAUAAGAGAGUAUCCUGUAGUGUACAAAAUUGUUAGAUAACUAGUUUCUUUAAUUAUAAUAAAAAACAGACAUGGGUUUAAUUGCAAGCUGACUUCUUAAUAUUAAAUAAACUAGCCAUUGUAACUCAUCGAACACAGAUAUAUUUUGGGGAGGUAAUAAUAAUAAUGUUGGCAAACAUUAGAUUAUAGCUUUGUAAAAAAUUAAAAACCUUUCAUUUGAAGUAUUUUAAUUUGAUGAAAACCUAGUAAAUAUUUGGUGGGGGGAUGAAAUGAUGAGAUUCAAAGUAAGAAGUAGCUGUUUUACCUGUGAAAUUUAAUGUAGAUCAUUUUAUCCAACCAUGUCAAAUAUAAUUUGAUUUCCACUGAAUCUGGGCAUCUGUUUAUCUGAUAGAGGUACUUUAUGGCAAUUUCAAUUCCCCCUAAUUUUGAAAAACAGAUCUGUCUCAUAGCUUUUCACUGAUAGAUACAACAUUCUCAGCUACCCUUUUGAUGAAUAUUUUAUGGGAAAAUCACAUUGCUUUUGUUGCAUUCAUAAAAUUUGAUGGGGAUUUUCUCAGUGAUAACAUGCACUUUUUAGUGUUUGCUGUUUUCUGAUUUUAUUUUUAAUAUCAAAUAAAAACAUAAAAUUACUAUUCACAUGAAUAGUGAUUCUGUUGAAUAAAAUUGUAAAAUUUUUCAUAUGUUCCCUUCUAAUAAUUCUUGAACUUCUAGGUCCCUUGGGUAAUGGUCAGUGUUA